Molecule: messenger RNA, 2268 nt
Organism: Histoplasma mississippiense
Lineage: Eukaryota; Fungi; Ascomycota; Eurotiomycetes; Onygenales; Ajellomycetaceae
Exons: 4
Coding region: 1-2268 (755 amino acids)
Source: RefSeq, a predicted model, not a curated record
AUGUCCUCGUUGACUUCAGUCAGCCGUGAGCUGCAAUCGACGGAUUCCAUGGUUACUGUUCCUCUCUCAGAUGUGUCAUUUGGCCCUAAGACCACAGACUCUGUUUGUCGUACUUCUACUCUCCUUUCGUCUCCAAUCGUAGAGGAACCUCAAGAUAUUGUCGAGGGAGAAGGCAUUGUCCCACCAAACGAGGACACUCCACAGCGACGAUCCAACAAUCAAUCGGGAAGCACACGAUCUUCUUCCUCUACAAGUUCUAGAAGCAGUCGUGGAAGCAGUGAGCCGGGAUCUCGAGAAGGAAGUGAGCAAGUGGACUGGAGAGAACUCGAGAAAACUGAGCAAUUGGAGUCCAAGAGCGAUCCUGGAGAUGAGUCUACUGCUCUGCUCCUUGCGAGACUUGAACAAGAAAACAAUGCUCUGGCUGGCAACCCCAAGUCAGGCUCACAUGUUCGAAAGGACUCCCGUCCCCCAUCUCUCCAUCAGAUCAGAAAGCUCGUGGACGAACCGCAGAGAGCUUCCUUACGAUUUUCCCAGCUGCCCACUCCUCAGAUGACCGAGCUGGACUUCUGGGCGGCGCUUGUUGCUGACUAUAACCACACUGCCUCUCGAUUACCAACAUUAACCUCAAACAAGAUAAGAGCAGGUGUUCCUCCACCGCUAAGAGGAGUGGUAUGGCCCAGCCUCGCUGGUGCUAGAGACUCAGAUCUUUUAGAUGAAUUUGCGAGACUCACCGGAGUGACCAGUCCGUAUGAGGGCUUAAUUGGCAAAGAUAUUGGUAGAAGUUUCCCAAGUGUGGAGAUGUUUCGCGAUCCUAAUGGAGAGGGACAACAGAUGUUAGGAAGGGUAUUGAGGUCUUUUAGUCUUUAUGAUGAAAAGAUUGGGUAUUGCCAGGGAUUGGGUUUUGUUGUUGGCCCUCUUUUAAUGCAUAUGAGCGAUGCCGAGGCAUUUUGCGUGCUUGUCCGGUAUGGAGGUAGCGCAGAUGCACUAGUCCAUGACUUUGUAUCUUUGACCUCCCUUGUGACACGCGAAAGCCUCCAUCAACUGGAAAUAAGCUAUAAAGAAUCGCAAGGAACCUCAACUAGUGUUUCCUUUCCUCAAAUGCAGGCUGUCGCUUCCAGGUUUCUAGGUCGACUUUGGGCCGGAUCCGGAUCCCAUAAUUCUUCCAGGUCCCUUACUCUGAACCUCAAUCCCCCUCCGCUGGUUUCACGCCCCUCUAGUGUUGUGCGACGCACUCCAUCCAAACAAAGUAUGGCAUCUACAUUGAAUUCCUGCGAGUCAGCAUCUGAUGCUAGUACCGCCCCUACAGAACCAUCACCAGUCUCAAUAUCCGCCGUGGAUUCGAUAAAUCGUAAGAAGAAGAUGGCUGGAAUGUCAAACCAAGACAGAGACUUACACAGUCAGAUAGAAGAUCUGCUGACGGCUCUGACGGAUAUGCAACGUGAACAAGCAGCCUUGGCUGAAGAGCUCCAAAGAGAGAGGGAGGAGCGAGAAGAAGAUCAGCAAACUGGGAGACAGAUGCUUGAAUAUUUGAGAGAACAUUCUACCUAUGAUGAACAUGCAGCCCUACUCGCAAAAGCCACUAAUCGAUUUUCUCCUACGGCAUCUCGACGUGUCUCAAUAAACCAAACAAAACACGAGCUCCGAGACGAGAUGAUUAAGUGGAAGGAGAAAUAUGCACAGGAAGCUUCGAUUUGUAAGGAUUUGAGCAGACGCAUUGACGAUAAGGAUGUAGAGUGUUCCCAAAUGAAAGACGAGCUGAAAAAGGCACAAGCUCGCUUACAGGAGUUCCACAAAGACAAACAACGGCUCGAGAAAGCUAUCCAAGAAUUACGUGUGAGAAAAAAUUCCCCAUCGGAGAGCCCUCACGAGCCUCAAGGCUCAUCAGGCUCCUCGGAUAGGGGAUCAACUGGCCUGCGUGAAUUCAAGCUUUGCAGAACUGCUUCAUCAGCUUCUACAUUUUCGAAACGAACCAGCAGCCUUGGAGCACAGGCGCUUGUGUCCAGCGAGGAUUCCCGCGUGGUUCCCGACGAGGGUCUUCUCCUAGAGCUUGUCAAUGCAAAAACUGCGGAGGCGGUUGCUCGACAGGAACUCGAAGAGGUGAAAGGAAAAUUGGAUUCGCUAAGGAAGUUGAUGAGCUGUUCGACAGAUAACUUAGCGAAAAGGCCAGGUCCGAUAGACCUGGCACGCAGUCUUACUGUUAACAGCCCUCCGAAGUCGAGAAUGUUUCCAAACUCCCCCACGGAAUCUUCUAAAAUGCAAGAAGCCUAA